Microplitis demolitor is the source of this 6362-nucleotide messenger RNA. It is a transcript of the gene Dap160, whose product is annotated as intersectin-1. The transcript has 25 exons. Bases 446 to 6136 code for a protein of 1896 amino acids. The record is from RefSeq and is a predicted model, not a curated record. Gene Ontology annotation, molecular function: calcium ion binding; molecular adaptor activity; guanyl-nucleotide exchange factor activity. Gene Ontology annotation, cellular component: cytoplasm; presynaptic membrane; plasma membrane. Lineage: Eukaryota; Metazoa; Arthropoda; Insecta; Hymenoptera; Braconidae. Gene Ontology annotation, biological process: positive regulation of Rho protein signal transduction; clathrin-dependent synaptic vesicle endocytosis; endosomal transport.
UCCAAUGAAAAUUAUUAUUGCAAAUGUACUGAGAUAGUGACAAGUACAAGUACAUUUACAUUAACAUUUAAUAUCUGAACCUAAUGUAAGUGAAAAAAGUUUUGCAGGCUGGUGUUCUGAUGAUUGUGACUGAAUAGUAAAAGACAGAAGCAGAAUAACGAGGAGAGACAAGUCAGCUAGAGCAGAGAAAGCUGAGGUAAAGAGAGAGAACUCAGCAACCAGUGAAUUGUGAUACGAGGGCAGUGGUCGUCAGCAGCACAGGUUCAUUUUAAUUCAAUUUUCUAAGCAAAAAAAAUCAUUAAAUACUUUUUAUUUAAAAAAAUACAGCAGCUGAAAAUUAGAGAGCGACACUUGAGUACUGUGACGACAAGUUGAUGGAAUGACGCUGUUUAACCUGUCGGUGUAAUUUGAAGGUACUACUAAUAAGAAAUUUACUACUGACACAAUGGCCAUGUCACAAACACCGGGUAUUGAUCCAUGGGUGAUUCAACCUCGCGAGAGAUUACACUUUAAAGAUCAAUUCGAUGCUCUUAAGCCAAAUAAUGGAGUUGUUACUGGAGAACAAGCUAAAGGAUUCCUGCUACGAUCACAAUUACCACCAUCAAUACUCGGACAGAUAUGGGCACUGUCCGACACCGAUGGAGAUGGAAAAAUGGACAUCAAUGAGUUCAGCAUUGCCUGUAAAUUGAUUCACUUGAAACUGCGAGGUCUAGAAGUUCCUCCCAGUUUGCCACCGUCGCUCGUUCAAAGCUUAAAAGUUCCUUUCCCAGGUACAGUUCCCAAUGUAGCAAACGGUGGAGUACCAGCUCAACCUCAGAUACAGACAGGGUCACUCGUAAAUCUUGGAGGUGCAGUACCACAACCUUUGGCUGCAGUGCCACAACCACUAGCAGCAGUACCACGUCCUGUGGUGCCAGGAAUACCAGCAGCAGUCCCACGUCCUUUAGUACCAGGUGCACCAGCGGCAGCAAUGCCUCUUGUUAAUCCAGCAGUGAGACCUAUCGUUCCAGUUCAAAUGCCCGCUGCCUCACGUCAAUUUAGGGAUAAUAAGGGUACUAGUGGUGUGGUGCUCGGCACAAUUAAUAAAACAUCGUCAAAACCACCUGCUCGGCCUGCACCACCCUUCAUGGGAAAUGCAAAUACUGUCACAACAACUACCAACGUUGGAGCACCGCCUCAAAGACCUGCACCUCCUGGUAGUAUUGGCAGUGGAUUCGCUGCAACAACUGGUAUAGCACCGCCGCCAAAACCCGGACCGCCUUCAUUUCCAAAUAGUCCAGUAGCCGCGUCAAUAACUGCCGGUUCAAUGCAACCACUUCCAGUAGCUUCCACAAUGGGCUUAGCGCAAGCAGCUCCGAUAGUACCACUUAACACUAAUCCUACUCCUAUAGCAGCUUUUGGAAUGGGACAAACUGUCGCACCAUUAAUUCAACCGAUUUCAGCAACCGGAGCUGUUUCAUCUGUACCAGGAGUUAUGCCUACAGCUGGCGUUGUGCCUUCAAUGCCAGGAGUUAUUUCAUCUGCUGGAAUUGUUCCAUCAGUUCCAGGUGCUAUUCCAUCAGUACCAGGUGCUAUUCCAUCAGUACCAGGUACUAUUCCAUCAAUACCGGGUGCUAUUCCAUCGGUACCAGGAGUUAUUCCACAAGCUCCAUUUUAUAAUACAAUGGGAGGUAUACAAACGGUACCAGCCACUGGAAUGAUUCCAUCUGUACCUGGAACUAUUCCAUCAAUACCUGGAGUUAUGCCAAAUAUACCUCAGGUUCCAACAAAUGGAGUAAUUCCUUCUGUUCAACCAUUGAGUCAAGCAAACGUUGCAAUGAAUGGUAAUGCUGGUAUACUUCAGACUCCAGUGUCAACUAAUACUCCACUCAGUACAACAGCACGACCACCAAGUAUGGAUCGAGUUGGGUCUAUUGAUUCUCAACACAGUCAGCACAGCCAACACAGUCAGCAUAGUCAGAAUUCUGUUACUUCACCACCAGACUGGGCUGUUCCUCAACAGUCUAGACUUAAAUACACACAAUUGUUCAAUACUUGGGACAGAACGAGAACUGGUUACUUGUCAGGACCACAAGCAAGAAAUAUCAUGGUCCAAUCUCAACUACAUCAGAAAAUUCUCGCCCAAAUUUGGACUCUUGCUGACAUGGACUCAGAUGGUAGACUAGGAUGCGAAGAAUUUGUGCUGGCGAUGCAUCUUUGUGACAUGGCCAAAGCUGGAGAAAAUAUACCAGCAAGUCUACCACCGGAUUUGAUACCUCCGACUUUCCGUCGUCAACGUCAGAGCAGUGUUUCAUCCCAGGGUCUUCCUGAAACUGUCGAUCCCUCGGCAGGUAUGCCGCAGUCUUCCUUCGAGGACAAGAGAAAAGAAAACUUUGAGAAAGGUCAAGCUGAAUUAGAACGUCGUCGUAAAACUUUGCAGGACUCACAGCGUAAAGAGCAGGAGGAACGAGAGCGUAAAGAACGUGAGGAAGCUGAAAAACUGGAGAAGAUCAGGCUCGAACAGGAGAGACGUCGACAAGCUGAAAUUGAAAAACAAAUGAUGCGACAGCGUGAAAUUGAACAGGAGAAAGAGGAGCAGCGAUUGAGAGCACAGGAACAAAGAGAAGCUGCAAGAAAAGAGAUGGAGAGACAAAGACAACUCGAGUGGGAAACUCAGAAGUCUCAAGAGCUUCAAGCACAGCGACAAAAAGAAAAAGAUAUUUUACUAAAACUAAAAGCUAAGAACCAGACAUUGACCAUUGAACUGACAUCACUUAAUGAACGUGUCAAAGAACUUUCACAAAAAAUUUGUGACACUCGUAAUGGUGUAUCAGGUGUAAAAACAACCAUCGACGGCAUGCGUUCAACCCGCGAUAGUCAGCUCCAAGAAAUGAAUGAGUUGAAGAAAAAAUUACGGGAGCAGAAUCAGCGAUUGCUCGCAUUGAGUCAAGAGAAAGCUAAAAUAGACGCUAAAAAUAAAAUAAAUUCUUCUCAUGAUGCUGCUGGACAAGAAGCCAUGAAGAUGGCAUUCGCUAAUAAACAAAUAACACUUAAACAAUUGAGAGAUAAAAUAUCUGAUUUGCAGCAGCAGAUAAAUGAGAAAAUGUCAGACAUUGAAAAUAAUAACGGACAAUUGGAGGAUGUGAGAAAUCGUAUGAAGACUCUUAUUAAUGAUUGCAAAAAUCUCUACUCAACAUUUGACAAUAAACGUACUAAAAUAUUGGAACUGCGUGAACAAGUCGUAAGUUCCGGUGGGAUUGAUUAUACAAGCGCCGCGUGGGCUGAAAGUGCUUGGGGAUCGACUGAUGAGCAAAAUCCCGCUGUCAAUGAAGAUGAAUGGCCGGUUGACAAUGCGCCCGCUACUACUGCUGUUGCCGAUGAACCAGGAGGUGUCAGAAAAUAUCGCGCGCUGUAUGAAUUCGUAGCCAGAAACGAGGAAGAGAUAUCCUUCCAACCAGGUGACAUUAUUUUAGUACCACCAGUCCAGAAUCAAGAACCCGGAUGGAUGGCUGGAGAGAUACGUGGACACACGGGCUGGUUCCCCGAGUCUUAUGUUGAGCCAGUGGACUCUGACAUCGGAUUCGAUGACAACAGAGCGUUCGUCCAGCAGGACAGUGUAGAAAAAAGGCCGCUUGAAGAAAUCGCCGAGGUACCAGAGAAUGUUUCUGACGCGGGAUCUCUAGGUGAAGCCCCUGCUGCACGAGUUGAUGCUACUUCAGCAGUUACCGCUACUCCUACUGCUACUACAAAUUUAGCCGACACCAGUGAUGAUUACUAUGUUGCUCUCUAUCCCUACUCAUCAGCAGAACCAGAUGAUUUGAAUUUCGUUGAUGGCGAAAUUAUUUCGGUGACUAAAAAAGACGGCGACUGGUGGACUGGAACUAUUGGUAACAGAAGUGGAUUCUUCCCGUCUAAUUACGUUGAAAAAUGUCAACCAAAUAUUAAUCAGGUUCCUGUAGAAACUGUUGCGUCAACUGUGGCAGCUGCUGUUGCUGAUGCUGCUCCAUCGCAAGGAACACCCUCAGCGGAAAAAACCGCAGAACAGAUUGAAGAUGAACGACAAGCUGCUGAAGACCGUGCUGAAUUACCCGAUUUUACAGCAAUGGCAUCUCAGCAGACUCGAGGAAAGAAACCGGAGAUUGUCCAAGUAAUUGCACCCUACCAAGCAACGAGUGCUGAACAACUCGAUUUGCAGAGAGGACAGCUCAUUAUGAUCAGGAAGAAGACUGAUUCUGGGUGGUGGGAAGGAGAGCUACAGGCUCGAGGUAAAAAACGUCAGAUUGGAUGGUUUCCUGCGUCGUAUGUAAAACCAUUAACAAGUAGCAGUAAUAGAAGUACUCCAGUGUCUCAUGGUUAUCAAGAUUCUCCAACGGAUCCUAAUGUCGAACGUGUGAUGGCACUGUAUCCACAUCAAGCUCAGAACGAUGACGAGCUGAGUUUUGAAAAAGGAGAUGUGAUAAUUGUUUUAUCAAAACAAGAAGAAUCUUGGUGGAAAGGUGAACUUAACGGAGUAUGCGGCAUAUUUCCUAGCAACUACGUGACACCCAUGUAUGAUGAUAACUCGAGACUGGACAAUUAUUCGAUUUCGAUGCUGGAUCCGAUGGAGAGAAAGCGACAGGAGUAUAUUAAGGAACUUAUUGCUACUGAGGAGGCCUACAUCAAUGAUAUGAUUCUCGUCCAUGAGGUGUUUGAGAAACCACUCAUUCAAAGUCUAGUUCUCACUGUCGAUGAAGUCGAAAGAAUUUUCGUUAACUGGAGAGAUAUCAUUGCUUGUAAUGACAAUUUUCUCAGAACUUUGAGAAUAAGAAGAGAUAACAGUGAAGAUGGUGUUGUAAGACUGAUUGGUGAUAUUCUAUGUGAAAACAUACCGCGCAUGUCUGCGUAUGUCAGAUUCUGCAGCUGUCAGAUUUCAGCUGCUGUGUACUUACAAAGUUUGACUGAAACGUUGCCAGAAUUUGUGGCUGUUGCACAAUCAUGCCAACAAGAUCCUCGUACCAAAGGAAUGCCUCUCAGUUCAUUUCUUAUAAAACCCAUGCAGCGAAUUACCAAAUACCCUCUCAUUAUUAGUAAGAUAUUAGAGUACACGCCGACUGAGCAUCCAGACAGACAAUAUCUACAAGAAGCCUUGGCAAAAGCUGAGGAAUUCUGUAUACAAGUGAAUGAAGGUGUCAGAGAAAAAGAGAACAGUGAUAGACUGGAAUGGUUACAGACUCAUGUGGCGUAUAAUGAAGAUGUUUUGCAGGAAAAACUUGUAUUCAAUUCUCUGACAAACUCCGCUGGCCCAAGAAAGUUAUUACACUAUGGAAUUCUUCACAAGGCUAAAAGUGGCAAAGAACUCGUUGCAUUUCUCACCAAUGAUUUUUUACUAUUUGCUCAGCCAUUGAAAACUCUGCCUUCUGGACAACAAUUUUCAUUUGAGCGAAACGAAAAUAAUAAAUUCAAAUUAUACAGAAAGCCGAUAUUUUUAAAUGAGUUGUCAAUGAUCGGUGACGGUGAACCAAAUGGCAACAUAAUUCCUACGUCAGACGCUUCUAGGACUCUCGGCUUACGAGAUUCCACAAAGAGGCCCAUUAUUUUGCUGGCGCCAUCGACGAGCGAGUGUUCGCUGUGGGCUAGAAAAAUACGCGAGGCGAGAAAACAGUUUGCCAAGAACGAGAAAAAUCUUUUGCAACGUCAACGCUCCAGACAAGCGCAAAUUAGCUCUUGUGGUCGUAUCCUCGUUACAGUACUCCAAGGAAGCAGUUUGAAAGCACCAGCUGUUCGCAGGAGACCUCCAGAAGGACGCCUGUCUCUAGUAGUUGUAGAAGCUGAAGAUUUAAUCUUUGCUAAAAAAGGUAAGUGCAAUGCAUUCUGUAAUGUCUCGAUGGGAUCGCAAGAAGAAAGAACUCCCGUUGUCCUCGGUACUAAUUGUCCAUUGUGGGAUACCUCGAUGCAAUUUUUAGUCAAAGAUCUUCAUGAGGAUACUCUCUGCAUAACAGUCUUUGACAAAGGCUAUUAUACUCCAGACGAUUUUCUCGGCCGAGCGGAAGUAAGAGUUUCAGAUAUAAUGAAGGACUGCAAGGACUCAUGUGGGCCCAUUCAAAAAAGAAUAAAACUACAUGAAGUUGACUCGGGUGAAGUAGUAUUGAAACUUGAUCUCCGAUUAUUUGCUAGUUGAAAUAAUUGACUAUAAUUAUCCACUUUAAAUAUUUAAUAACUAUUAGACAAAGUGCUUAGUACACAAUUUUAUAAAAUACUCUUGGGGAAAGUGCAUUUAUCAAGUAGAGAAAGGAUUUAAUAUUUUAAUUAAUCACGUUUAUUAUAUACUUAUUUAUUUUUUUAACAAGUCAUAGUUCAGUAUUAACUUUUCUUGAAACUAUGCGACACGAAAUUAUAAUUACAUU